AUGCCCAAGCUCGUCGUCGUCGUAGGCGCAACUGGCAACCAAGGGGGCUCCGUCGCCCGCCGCUUCGUCCAAGACCCCACGUACAGAGUGCGAGGCCUGACGCGCAACCCGUCGUCGACUGCUGCCCUUGAGCUCGCGAAGCUGGGCAUUGAGGUCGUGCAGGCCGACUUGGAGGAUGUCGAGUCGGUGAAGAGGGCGUUUCAGGGCGCGAACAUGAUCUUCUCGGUUACGAACUACUGGGAGCCGUUUUUUCGUCCGGACGCCAGGGCCGCGGCUGAGAGACAGGGGCUGAGUUGUAAGAUGUAUGCGUAUGAGGUGGAGGUGCGGCAGGGGAGGAAUAUUGCUGAUGCUGCGGCGUCGCCUGAAAUCGUCAAAGGACUGGACGAAAUGGGAUUCAUUGCCAGCACGCUCAGCUACGCCAAGAAGUGCAGCGGCGGCAAGUACCAGAACCUGUACCAUUUUGACGCUAAGGCAGAGGUGUUUCCGUUCUACGUCGAGGGGAAAUACCCGGAGCUGAGCAAGAAGAUGAGCUGUGUGCAGACGGGCUAUUUCAUGACGAGCUACCGCUUGGCGCCUGGAGCGUAUUUCUCAAAGCUCCCAAACAACACCUUUCAAAUGUCCUUCCCAACCUCCCCCUCCUCCCCCGUCCCCCACAUCGCCAUCAACAACGACAUGGGCCCAUUCGUCUACGCCGCAUCGCAACUCGGCCCGGGCAAGCACUUCAUGGCCGAAGGUACAACCUGCACCUGGCCCGCCUUCCUCUCGACCUGGAGCCGCGUGACCGGCCGCGCAGCGCACUACCAGCAAGUCAGCAUCGAGCAAUUCGCGGCUAUGAGCGCCGACCGCGCCUUUGGGGAGGAGGCGGGCUUGAUGUUUGAGUAUUCGAGCACACCCGGCUACGACGGCGGCGACAAGACGCUGCUAAAAGCGGCGGAUAUUCGCGCGGCAGGCAUCGCGUGCCCGAUGACUAGUCUCGAGGAAUUCAUGCAGGCGCAGGAUUGGUCGGGGGUGUUAUCGUUGGACCAGCAGUGA
This is a messenger RNA of Drepanopeziza brunnea f. sp. 'multigermtubi' MB_m1, 1032 nucleotides long. RefSeq lists its product as uncharacterized. Lineage: Eukaryota; Fungi; Ascomycota; Leotiomycetes; Helotiales; Drepanopezizaceae. Gene Ontology annotation, cellular component: nucleus. The record is from RefSeq and is a predicted model, not a curated record.